AUGUCUGACCAACGUUCUGGCAAUGAGCACGAGCGCUCACCAUUGUUAGCGUACUCACCAAACGAUGAGUCAGCUCCCCAUCCACUACCUCGGUCAUAUACCAUCUCGGAGGGCCAGGAUGAGAACGGUAUUCUAAUGAAUUCUGGUAAUCAUCACGAGACUGUGAAUGAUUAUAAUCCUUCAUCGGAUUCUAGUCGUAGGAGCUCUAGCAAGUUGAAUUUCAAUGAUGUUAAUUUCGGAAAUAAUCCGUUUAAAAAGCGUCAUUUCAGUUAUAGCGCUGGAGGUACGUCACCCAGUCGCCAUCAUAGUUUUUAUAGUCAGCUUCAGCAGCACGGAAGCAGGAUCUCACUAGGAGAUGCUGCUGCUUUAGAACUGGAUGUCGAAAGACUAGAAAAUCUCCAUGAAAGAAGACCGUUUCGUCUAAUUGGCAAAUCCUGUCCAUUGCGAGACUGGAGCAGAUAUUGCAAAACAGAAGAGCAGAUCCGUCAGAUCUCACGGGCCAAAGCUAUUCAAGAGUACUACUCCAAGCAAAAUGAUCUUAUUGAGAGAUACAAGGCUAUUGACAGAUUGUUAGAUUCGGGAAUUCCUCAAUCCAUGCUCAAAGUGUAUGGUGACGAUAUUGAUCUUGGAGCUCCUAAUGGAACCACAUCCAAGAAGGCUGAUGACCCCCCAUCGCCGCCUGGAAACCGUCAGGGAGUUCCUGCUAAUAUCGACGAAGAGAGCAAUCUUUUAGGUGGUGAAUCUCGUGAAGAUAAGUCUAACAUGGUCAUGUUCGCUAUCUAUGUCAAUUUUGUUAUUAAUUUUGUUCUUUUAGUAGGAAAGGUCAUUGUUGUUCUGCUGACAAACUCGUUGUCGGUAGUAGCCUCGUUAGUCGACUCGAUUCUUGAUUUCUUAUCUACCUUUAUCAUUUGGGCAAGUACAAGAUUAGUUGACCAGAGGGACUGGAAGACCAAACACCUCUACCCUGUAGGUAGAUCGCGUUUAGAGCCUAUAGGAGUACUUGUCUUUUCUAUUUUGAUCAUUGUGUCGUUUUUGAAAGUCGGUGAUGAGGCUAUUAACAAGCUGCUCGAGGGUCGGCAGGGCAGUGCCGUUGAUAUUGGAAUUCCCUCUAUUAUAAUCAUGUCAUUGACAAUUGUUGUCAAGGUGUUUUGUUAUUUAUGGUGUCGUACUAUCGACUCCAGUGCUGUACAAGCACUUGCACAAGAUGCCAUGACUGAUAUUGUCUUCAACACUUUCUCCAUGCUCUUCCCAUUAGUUGGCCAUGCUUACGACAUCUGGUGGCUUGAUCCAUUUGGUGCUCUGGCACUCUCAGCCUAUAUCAUCCACUCUUGGGCUUCGACUGCUAUGGAACAUAUCGACAACUUAACAGGAUCUGCUGCAUCUCCUGAAGACCGACAAGUGGUUCUGUAUCUUUGCAUGCGAUUCUCGGACUCCAUCAAAUACAUCACUGCACUAAAUGCAUACCAUGCUGGAGAUCGUAUCACAGUUGAAGUCGACAUUGUCCUCGAUGACAAAUACAACCUCCGUGACUGCCACGACAUUGCUGAGGCACUCCAAUAUGCUAUCGAGACGCUUCCAUUUGUGGAACGAGCCUUCGUACAUCUAGACUAUAGACGUGGAAAUUUCACUGGCCACAUUGAUAGAUAA
This is a messenger RNA of Sugiyamaella lignohabitans, 1647 nucleotides long. RefSeq lists its product as uncharacterized. Bases 1 to 1647 code for a protein of 548 amino acids. The transcript has a single exon. Gene Ontology annotation, molecular function: monoatomic cation transmembrane transporter activity. Gene Ontology annotation, cellular component: membrane. NCBI's taxonomy places the organism in Eukaryota, Fungi, Ascomycota, Dipodascomycetes, Dipodascales, Trichomonascaceae. Gene Ontology annotation, biological process: transmembrane transport; monoatomic cation transport. The record is from RefSeq and is a predicted model, not a curated record.